Hevea brasiliensis (rubber tree) is the source of this 1663-nucleotide messenger RNA. RefSeq lists its product as uncharacterized. Gene Ontology annotation, molecular function: protein binding. Gene Ontology annotation, cellular component: Cul4-RING E3 ubiquitin ligase complex; cytoplasm. Lineage: Eukaryota; Viridiplantae; Streptophyta; Magnoliopsida; Malpighiales; Euphorbiaceae. The transcript is spliced from 5 exons. The coding region runs from base 151 to 1479 and encodes 442 amino acids. The record is from RefSeq and is a predicted model, not a curated record.
GCAUUCAUGUAUUAGGUGUGUCGCUUCUUUGUUCCACCCUGUAUAAAAAGGCCACAUCUCUCUCUGCUUCUGAAGCAAAGCGUGCAAAAGCUCUGUAUCUACUCAUUUAGACAUAAACGGGGAGGGAAAAAGGUUAUAAAACUCUGCUACAUGGAAGUUCCUUACAGGAGAACUAGAGAUGGCGUUUCAGAGAUUUUCAGGAGAGAACUGGGAUUGUCUCAUUCUCGUUCCUUCACUCGCCGAUUCUCUGCUUCUGAGGUAGUUGUGAAGCAAAUCGAUCUUUAUGGGGAGCUAAUUGGUCAUGAGGGAAGUGUAAAUGCAGUGGAAUUCAACUCUACUGGCGAUCUUCUUGUGUCAGGUUCCGAUGACACAGACGUUAUAUUUUGGGAUUGGGCAACUAAAAGCAGAAAGUUUUCAUUUUUUUCAGGCCACUCUGGCGAGAUAUUUCAGACCCGAAUCAUGCCAUUCACCGACGAUCGGAGAAUAGUUACUUCUUCAGCUGAUGGGCAGGUUAGGCUUGUGCAGGUAUUGGAUAAUGGCCAAGUUGAUACAGCAAGGUUGGGGAAGCACCAAGGGCCUGUACACAGCCUUGCUGUGGAUCCAGGAAGUCCCCAUAUUAUUUAUAGCUGCGGUGAUGAUGGUUUCGUGCAACAUUUUGAUGUGCGCAGUUGGUCUGCUACAAAGCUUUUCUGUUGCUCCUCGCUCACAGAAAAUAGCAAGCGGCCUCCUAAUAGUAUAAAAUUGAAUGCCAUUGUAAUUAACCCGAGAAAUCCAAAUUACUUUGCUGUUGGAGGUUCUGAUGUAUUUGCACGUGUCUACGACAUAAGAAAAUGCAGAUCGGAUGCACCUGUCAACACAUUCUGUCCCCGUCACCUGAUAAAGUCUAAAAAUGUGGAAAUCACAGGAUUGGCUUACUCUAACACUAGUGAAUUGCUUGUCUCUUACAGUGAUGAACUUAUUUAUUUGUUUCAGAAGAACAUGGGAAUGGAACCUUACCCAUUCUCCACAAGCCCUCAAGAUUUGCAGAAACUUGAGGAGCCUCAAGUUUACUUGGGUCACAGAAAUGCAAUUAAAGGGAAAGGAGUGAGUUUCUUUGGCCCUAAUGAUGAAUAUGUACUGAGUGGGUCUGAUUGUGGCAAUAUAUUCAUUUGGAAGAAGAGAGGUGGCAAGCUUCUGCGAUUAAUGUUUGGUGACCGACAAUUUGUAUGUCAGCUUGAGCCCCAUCCACAUAUGCCUAUUUUUGCUACUGGUGGAAUCGAAAAGAAUGUGAAGCUUUGGGUUCCCAUGGCAAGUGAAGCUCCUCCACUUCCUGAAAAUGUAGAAAAGAUUAUGGAGUCAAAUAGGCAGGGCAGAGAGGAACAUUCAGACGUAGCUCUUACCCCAGAAGUCAUCAUGCUUUUUCUCCUGCAAAAACGGCAAACAUUGGCAUAUAGAGAUAGAUACACUGUUGAGAGUGACGAAGAUGAAGGGGAAGCAUAAGUUCUAGGAUUUUCAGAUGCUGAUGCCUCUUCUGAAGGCAAUAUUAACACCUAACAUUCUUGUGAAAUUUUACAAUUCUACUUGCAAUAUGUGAAAAUUUGUAACCACCUUCCACUUCCAACUGAGGAGACAGGAUUUCAGCCAAAUAAUCAAAGGAUUUCAGCACUAGAAUUUACAAUAAUCA